AUGGCACCUAUCCGCGCGGCGGUCUUUGCGACGCUGCUUCUGAACGAUGCCUACCUACCAGGCGCUAUGGUCCUGGGCCAUUCAUUGAAAGACAAAGGCGCAAAAGCCCCGUUGGUGGCUUUUAUUCUGGUCGAUAGAUUGUCCUCCGAAACCAUCACUGAGCUGCGAACCGUCUACGACGAGAUCGUACCGAUACAGGAGAUCCAGAAUAAAAACCCCUCCAACCUCUACCUCAUGAAUCGAGCCGACUUGAUAUCUACUUUCACAAAGAUCGAGCUGUGGCGGCAGACGCAGUUUAAGAGAAUAGUGUACUUGGACGCAGACAUGGUCGCGCUCAGGGCUCCGAAUGAGCUUCUCACACUUGACACGAACUUCGCUGCAGUACCGGAUAUCGGCUGGCCCGAUUGUUUCAACAGUGGCAUGAUGGUGCUGAAUCCCAACAUGGCCGAUUACUAUUCUCUCUAUGCUUUGGCACAAAGGGGAAUCAGCUUCGACGGAGCUGAUCAGGGUCUCCUCAACAUGCACUUUCGCGAGUGGGAGAGACUGAGUUUUGUGUACAACUGCACACCAAGCGGCCACUAUCAAUACGUCCCUGCCUACCGGCACUUCUCAAGUAGUAUUGCAGCAGUGCACUUCAUCGGCAAAGACAAGCCAUGGACGUUGGGUAGAGAUAACAAGCUCAAUACAGGUGUGUACGGCGAGCUACUGGGAAUGUGGUGGUCCGUCUACGACAGACACUAUCGACCAAAGACUGUCACCUACUACGACGCCCAAACUUUUGAUUCCUCGAAAAAAGUGCAAGACUACGUUCGUGGGGAGGAACCUUUGUACGUAGUAGGCUAUUCCAGCCACCAGCCAGGACCCGGUCCAAUUUCACAACCCCAGCACCAAUACCACUAUCAUCCAGAGCAACAUCACCAUGAACAACAGCAGGGGCAACAGCACCAAUAUGACCACCAUCAACAGCAGGAACAACAUCAACCUCAGCAUCACGAGCAGCAGCACCAUUAUCCGACAUCCGAAAAUACUGGACAGAUUCCCUUACCUCCGCAGAUCCAAGUGUCUCAACCCGCAUCGGGUCACACAACCUCAAUAGAGCUGCCCUUGGGCGACGCACCUACUCCUAAAGCCGCAUCUGACUUCCACCCGGUUCCCACAGUCGAACAGAGGCGAUUCUCGGCACCACAUGCCGAAUGGGAUCCCGCAAGAGAGCCUCCGCCUACACACUCGAAACCAGAGGCUGCCAACUUUCCAACCACGAUCUAUGACAUGUCGAGCGAGACUACGCUCUUCCAACCGCCCUCUCACUAUCCGGAGGCGCCAAAGGAUAUGUGGUAUCAGGUGCCUGAAAAGGUUCCCGAGCCCGAGAAGCCGAAACCAAUCUUCCCCUGGGAGACAAGGGCACCCAAACCUACACGAGUGUUUCCUCAACCUAGGCAGCCGAGUCCACCACCACCUCCUCCGCCGGAACCGGAGGCCAUUGUCUCUGAGGAAGUGACAACUCCCUCGGCCGCGACGGACGACACUGGAGUGACGGAAGAAAGCGUGACCACACCGCCUCAAGCACCAGUGGACCUUUGGGCUUCGUUCCAGCAACGGAGCAAUGCAUGGGAUGACAUGCCUGAAAUAGAGCGCUACGUCCAGGCCAUCAGUCAACCUCGGAAAGGCAAGAUACAGGUUCUAUAUAAUACCCUAGGACAACGCUCGCCCCGUAAUACCAGUGGCACCACCACUCCAACAGAGAGAGACCGACGACGCCCGAGCAUCAGACUCACCGACUUCCCGACCAAGGAUGAGCGCCCGAGCUUACCGGUGACCCCGGCACCGAUCCGACGACCUACCUUCUGGGGUGAGGAGAAGGAAGAAGAAGGAACCUUGCCGACCGCAGAAGGUGUACCAAAACAAGCAGAAUGGGUGCGUCGAUUCUCCCACUACCCUCAACCUGAGUUUCCUGCUGCUUCACAUCCCCCAUCGCAUGAUGUGCAUCGUGAUUUCUAUUGGAGAUGCCAAUAUUGUGGGAAACAGAACCCGAUUACAAAGUUGGAACAACUACAAUUGUUGCAGAGUGAGGCGUUGUUAUCGCCCACAGGGCCACGGGAAUUGGCAGAGGUGGCAGAGCCUCCCGCAAGAAAAAUGCCCGAGAGUUCAACCAAGGAAGAGAUGGAGAAGGCGGUAAUUUCACACAUAUCCCCUACAAAAGUACCAAAACCUCCCAAACCCAUACUAAAGCCCCCUCACUUUGAACUGGGGCAGGAUACUGUUGAGCCUGUGGAAAAUCCAGUAAGAGGUGGUCCACGAGACAACAAUCUGUCUGGGUCUGUUGGGUCUGCGCGAGUGAAAGAGGAAUCGAUUGAUCCACUGUCUAGGCCCGGGACGGAUGACAAGGAAGAUGGGGGAGUUGCUCAGCGCGAGCCAAGAGUCGCUGUGGCAGCUACGAAGGCAUGA
Fonsecaea nubica is the source of this 2445-nucleotide messenger RNA. RefSeq lists its product as hypothetical. The transcript is spliced from 6 exons. The record is from RefSeq and is a predicted model, not a curated record. Bases 1 to 2445 code for a protein of 814 amino acids. Lineage: Eukaryota; Fungi; Ascomycota; Eurotiomycetes; Chaetothyriales; Herpotrichiellaceae. Gene Ontology annotation, molecular function: glycosyltransferase activity. Gene Ontology annotation, cellular component: cytoplasm.